This is a messenger RNA of Phyllopteryx taeniolatus (common seadragon), 5659 nucleotides long. It is a transcript of the gene mpi, whose product is annotated as mannose phosphate isomerase. Gene Ontology annotation, cellular component: cytosol. The transcript is spliced from 8 exons. Gene Ontology annotation, biological process: carbohydrate metabolic process; GDP-mannose biosynthetic process. Bases 381 to 1499 code for a protein of 372 amino acids. Lineage: Eukaryota; Metazoa; Chordata; Actinopteri; Syngnathiformes; Syngnathidae. Gene Ontology annotation, molecular function: mannose-6-phosphate isomerase activity; zinc ion binding. The record is from RefSeq and is a predicted model, not a curated record.
AACGAACUCCUCACCGCCGCUGAAGUUGCCUCUUCAAGUCACUUCCUCGACUCAAGAGCAGCGCGCAUGCGCAAUCAGCCUACUGGACGGUGACGUCACUGCGCCACGCACGUAACCCAGGAGGUGCGCAACAGAAAUACGUGUUUCCGCUGACCUGUGCAGUGCAGAACUAUGCAUGGGGAAAAGUGGGGCUGGACAGCGAAGUAGCCAAACUGGUGCUUGGCGGAGACCCGCUGGCUGUCAUCGAGGACGGCAAACCUUAUGCAGAGAAGGGGACAUGCUUCUGAGUUCAACCCCACACAAGACGUUUCCAAAGUGCAUGAGUCAGCGCAACCUGAGCGUGAUCGUGUCAUCGUCAUUUCUGCCUACUCCAGCUGUGGAUGGGCACCCACCCAAAAGGUGACGCCCAUAUCAAAGACAACAGGAUCGCGCAGACCACGCUGGGCCAGUGGAUUGCCCACUUCCCAGCAUGUCUGGGCUCCAAGGUCAAGGACACCUUUCAGGGGCAGCUGCCCUUCCUCUUCAAAGUCCUCUCGGUGAACACCGCCUUGUCCAUACAGGCUCACCCCAACAGGGAGUUAGCUGCCCGUCUCCACGCUCAGUUUCCAGAGCACUACCCAGACAACAACCACAAGCCAGAGAUGGCCAUCGCGCUCACACACUUCCAGGGUCUUUGCGGCUUCCGGCAAGUGGAGGAGAUCCUCGGAUUCCUUAAGUGCGUGCCGGAGUUCCGCGCCCUGGUGGGCAACAAAGCGGCUGAGGAGCUGCAGUGCAGCGCGGGUGACGCGGUCCGCGCCAAGCACGCAUUGAAGAAGUGCUUCACGAGGAUGAUGAACUGUGAGAAGAAAGUGUUUGUGGAUCAACUCAACAUGCUUGUCAAGAGAGUCACUGAAGAAGGUGCGGCAGGCAAGGACACGGGAAGCAGCAACGGCGAGCUGCUGCUCCGCCUCCAUUCCCAGUACCCCGGAGACAUCGGCUGCUUCUCCAUCUACUUCCUCAAUCAUGUGCUCUUGGAUCCCAACCAGGCCAUGUUCCUUGGAGCUAAUGAACCUCAUGCUUACCUGUACGGAGAUUGUAUCGAGUGCAUGGCCUGCUCCGACAACACGGUGAGAGCCGGCCUGACCCCGAAGUACAUCGACGUCAACACGCUUUGCGAGAUGCUCAAUUACAGCCCGGCCCCUUCUGCCGCCAAGAUUUUCCCGCCGGUUCAGGACGGCUCGGACCCUUGCGUUACCGUCUAUGACCCCCCGGUGCCGGACUUCACCGUUAUGAGGAUACAGGUGCCCGCCUCCGUGAAGCAGUACACAGUGGCACCCGUCGACAGCGCCAGCAUCCUUCUGGUCAUCGAAGGCGACGCCACCGCCACCUCGGCCGCCGCGCUGUCCGACGUCAGCCUGAGGCGCGGAAGCGUUUUGUUUGUGUCGGCCAACGAGAGUGUGCUGCUGCACGUGGCCUCGCCGUCGGGCGUGACCAUGUUUCGGGCCUGCUGCCUAUUGUAGUUGUGAGUCGAGCGUGUGUGUUGUGAUUUUAGACUCAGACGUCAGCGACGUUAAGCGGUGCAAAUACAUUUACUUUUGUUAGGUGCUUAAAUGAAGAAAAAACAUGGAAAACAACCACUUACACAAUGUUGCAAUCACUUGACCCUGACAGCUAACAUUUACACCGGGGGUGUCCAGACUACAGUCCGGGGGCCACUUGUGGCAACACGUAAAAAUUGCACCCAUGGGUGCGAUGCCCCUGAUAACUCUUACGACUACGACUAAAUAUAUUAUAAUCAGAGGUGGGUAGUAAUGCGUUACAUUUACUCAAAGUAACAUUGGAUAAAUUUGACUUGUCAGAGUAGUUUGAAUUCACCAUACUUUUUACUGUUACUUGAGUAUUCAUGUUAAGAAGAAACAAUACUUUUACUCCAUUGCAAUGAUCGACAUGCCGGUUGCUAAUUUAUCCAUUAUUGCGUGCGCAAUGUAUUUUUAGACUUCAUCUUCGACUCCCGCAUAGGGCGCCGUUGCGCCAAUCCAAAGUGAUCACUAGUGUCAUUUGACACUAAUUGCAGAUGUUUCUAUUGUUGUUAUGGCAGUGCAUAUGGCAACAUUAACCAUAUUUUAUAUAGGUUAUAAGUCACUGCAAAACAUGUUCGUUGCGUAUACAUGCCGUGAUGUUAUCGCUCUCUUGCGCGCGCACACACACACACAGACUAUCAAUAACUCUGUUCAGCAAACAGCUGGUUCAUUCAGUCAUUUCAGUGAAUAGAGCAAAUAAUGUUUCUGUAGGGCCGAAUGCAUGUGGUGUUCGUUUUUGGCUGCUUAAAAAAAUUCAAUAAUGGCAGGUGUGUGUGGACUCCUUUAUUAUUAUUUUUUUUAAUUUUACGUUCAUGCUGUGAUUUUUUUUUUUAAAAUAUGUAUAUAUAAGUAAGAUGUUACUCACCAGUUACUCUUUACUUUAGUGGUUUUUAUACUGAAUCUUAAGUAAAUAUUUUGAUGACUACGUUUUACUUUUACUUGAGUUAUAUUACCCUAAAGUAACUACUCUUACUUGAGUUUAGUCAAACGUACUCGUCUACCCACCUUUGAUUAUAAUAUAUAACAUACAUAUUAUAUCAGUGGGUCUAGGACUUGUUACACCAAGUACUACCUCAAAAAUGUACCACCCUAAUGAUCAACAAAAUACAGUAGCAUAGUCGGCCUGAGUGUUAACAUUAAAAUAUAGUAGCAAAGUCGGCCUGAGUGUUUAUCAAAACCAAGACCGGGGUUUUAAGUCCUAAAAAGUACAUUUAUUUUUAUCAGCUACUGUAAAAUUAUGCCAAGUUUGAACAUUUAACACUACGCUUACAUAUAGGAAAAUAAAAAAACUGCCCUUAAUGGUUAAAAUGUUUUGGACAUAAAAAUUAUAUAAAGUUUGUCUGUAGUAAAUAUUUAAAAACAAAGAGUUCUUAAGGAUUAAGUGCAAAUGUGGUUAAAAGUUAAAUACAACUGAACUGUACUUAACAAAUGUACUUUACUGGAUUAAAGAAAAGAAUCAAGCCAAUGUUACAAUAUGCACAGUUUGAACUUUUGAUUCCAUUUUUCUUUAGCCAGCCCUUGAAGGAAAAAGUUUGGAUACCCCCUGAUUUACACGGUUAAAAUGUAGGUGGAAAAAAAGUGUUGCAAUCUACUUUGUCAGACUCUGGGCUGAUGAAGAUCACCGGGUAGCACCUGAACGGUGAAAAUAUGUUUCAUGAAGCAUAUAUGUUCUCACCAUUCAUCCAUCACAGUGCGGUGAAAAGCACAGUUAAAUGUCUUAUGGACCUCUAGAUUUUUACGUCACGUCAAACAGGGUUGAUUCAUUUAUUUGGAUAGGAAAACUUUUGGUUCUUUGGAUUUUCGCUACAUGUUGACACUGAAGGGAAACGUCUUUGUCAUGGGAACACAACUUGGAAACAGCGAAGCAUGUUCUUAAAAAAUGGAAACUGCUAGUUCUGUAGCUAGUGGAGAAUACAAACGUGUUUACAACAUACAGACUGAGGCGUAAUGCUGAAACGUUGACAUCAGUGCUGAGUGGCCAAUAUUAUAUACCCGAGGGGAAAACGUGGAAACAUUUAUGUUGGUGCGGAAUGCCAUAAGACUGCAACACACGGGUGCAUAAUAAGGAAACAGAAUGUGGCGUGAUGCUGAAAGGUGUUUAAACGUAAAGAAUGCCGUAUCAUUUGAACGAGUUCAGAACACAGAAAUAUUUACAGUGGCGCAGAAUGAAAAAAUGUGUUCAGAAAGCAGGAUAAUGCUGAAACUUGCUCAUAUCAAUGCAGAAAAGUGUUCACACUAGUGGACAAUGUGAAUACAGCAUACUGCACCAAUGAGAACAUAUUUACACAGGUGUAGAGUUAGGAAAUGUGCAAUAAUGCUGAAACAUGUUCACACUGGUGAAAAAUGCUGAUCCAUAUUUACUAUGGGGCAGAAACAAGUUCAGAAUGUGGCAUGAUGCUGAAACUCAAUCACUGGUUCAGAAUGAUAAAACAUUUACAUGAGUACAGAAUUAUGCUUGAACAUAUUUGCAUUAUAUGAAUAAUAAUUAUGAUGUUAUGUAUACUGCGUAAACAUUUAAAUUUGGCCUAAACGUGCCCACAUUGACAUUGCUGCACAACGUGGAGACGUGCAGAAUAGGGAUCGAUGCUGAAACACUGGUGAAGAAUCCUGAAAGGGAUUUACACUGGUGCAGAAUUGUGAAACAUAUUUCCACUGGUACAGGAAAUGCUGAAACAUGCAGAAUGCGUAAAAAAAAAUAUUUACAGUAGCGUAGAAUGCAGAACAUGUUGGAAAUGUGGCAUCGUGCUUAAAUAUUGUAAUACUGAUGACGAAUGGAGAAACGUGUGCAUGAAAAAUGUGGAAAUAUUUAUUGUAGGGCAAACUGCAGGGACACCGUUGUGGGGUAGAGAUAUGUGAAGAUUCAACAUUUUGUACAUGCUGUGAACCGAAAGUUGUGCCGUGUAUACGUUCCCUUUUGGCUCAUAUAAGCUUGUUAGUCUAUAAGGAAUUUUUGAAAUGCCUGCUGCAUAUCUCUUAAGUGUACAUGUAUUGAUAACUGUGCGGAGAAUUGACUACUGCUUGUUACCCAACUUCCUCUCCCAUAUCAUCUUAUCCAGUGGAACCUCUGAAGUGGAACGCAAAGCUGGUUGACUUCCAAGUUGUCCUCAUUUCAGAUCUAUUAGUAUACAAUAGUAUACAAUAGUUACAAUGCAUUGUAAUGCCCCCAAAUAUAUUUGAUAGUCGCAGCUGUGAUUUUAACACUUAACUAAGAAAAGUGUAAAUAAUUGUAAUAAUACAACUAUAACAAAGUAAAAUGACUCACCUUUGAAGUAGUAUAAAUAGGGUUUGGCAAGCUUCCCUGGUCAUUUUUUAGCAGUUCCAGUUCAAUGGUUGUCAUCACACACUUCCUCUUUGGAGGUUCCAUUGUAUUUACUGUAUAUAAAAAAGAAAGAACAAAUUAAAUCCCGGAAAUGUUUGCUUCUGUAGAAAAAUCUCACAAAGCAAAAAAAUAAUUCAAGUUAAUGAAGUUCAGUUACAAAAUGCCGCAUCAACUUUUAUAAUAUAGCUAAGUUUUUAAAAUUUUGUAUAUUUUGUCCUUGUCAAAACAUGCAAACAAGAGAUGGACUUGAUGUAUUCUUUAGUUGUUGUUUUUCUGGGGAUCAUUCUAAUAAUUCUGUAAUAUUUCCUUUGUUACCUACAGCCAAGAAGUGCACUUUGUUCCAACCAGCUGGAAGUUAUUACUUCACUUCCAUUUGUGAUGAUGAUGUUGGUUUUGAUCAUCCAUCCACUAUCUGAGCCGCUUAUCCUCACAAGGGUCGCGGGAGCGCUGGAGCCUAUCCCAGCUAUCAUUGGUGUAAUAUUUGACAUGCUCCUAUCCUGUCAUUUGAAAUAUUUCUGUUUGAAUAGCAAAGAUUUUUGUCAACUUAAAGUUUCUGCCUUUUUUCCCCCCUCAACUUUUCAUUCGGUCACGUGUUUGUUGCCAAUCUAAUUUGCACUUUACGCACACAAAGGUGAUUUUUAAUUAUCAUUCUAUGAAAGCCUUGUUGUUGUAGACGUUCAUUCCUCAAUAUUUGUGAGCAUUUUGGAGCAAGCCCUUGGUGUAGCAUGGGUACUGCAAAAAAUGUGAACGUCAGUGGUUCAAUAAAAGCUUUGUGCUGUUA